Fusarium odoratissimum NRRL 54006 is the source of this 291-nucleotide messenger RNA. RefSeq lists its product as uncharacterized. The coding region runs from base 1 to 291 and encodes 96 amino acids. Lineage: Eukaryota; Fungi; Ascomycota; Sordariomycetes; Hypocreales; Nectriaceae. The transcript has 2 exons. The record is from RefSeq and is a predicted model, not a curated record.
AUGGCUUUGUCUGCAGAAGCUAUCAUCUCUAUCGUGGGGACUAUCAUCAACCUCCCAAGUUGUGUCCUAGCGUUCUAUCAUAUGUGUAAGGGACAGAAGAAGGACCACCACAAGGACACUCGAGAUAUCGAACAAGGACAUAAACUGCCCCAACGAAUGACACAUUAUUCUGGUUAUCAUUCCAUUUGGAACCAGCAUCCAGAUUACCCCAGUCCAUGGGUUUCGUACAUCGUUCCAUCUCGCUUUCGAGGUUAUGAUCGAGUACAGCGAGGUCCUGCAUGGACCUUCUGA